AGGGGGCAUGCAUAAAAGUGUCCUUAAAGGAACAUACACGUGUCGCUGUUCUAAUCAUCAACCGUACUUUUCACUGUUCAUUCCCAAACAGGUGUUCCAUCCCGCCAUAAGCUUGCCAAGGUGGACGAGUUACAACCCGCUUUCUCUUGCCGUCCAAUUUCUCGAUAUUCCCUAUAUCUCGCCGGACCGCUCUCCCCUCCUCUUCUUUGUCGGAGUUCUUUCGCCGGCUAUCCAAUGGAUUACGGCGAUCCAACGCCGGAGGACAGCUUCUCGCGCUGCCCCAAGUGCCGUGCGGCUGUCUCUUAUUCUGAGCCUUCUGAUCGAAGGUCGGAGGAGGAAUUGAGGAGGGCGAUCCGGCGGUGCACGGAGGCGGCCGGGAAGGGGUUUGCGAUUGGGGCUGGACUUAAGGGUGGCCUUGCCCUCUUUUCGAUUCUCGCUCGGUUGAAAAGCCGUAGGACCUCUGGAUCUGUGACAAGGAAGGUUGGAUCGCUCACGAACUCAGAGGCGAUUGUGAUUGCAGUGAAAGAGACGUUGAGAUAUGGGUUGUUUUUGGGGGUUUUUGCGGGGACGUUUGCUUCAGUGGAUGAGCUUAUUGGCACCAUUGGAGGGCGCAAGAGGACUGCUGGCUGGAGGUCAAUGCUAGCUGGAGCAAUAGCUGGUCCGUCUAUGCUUUUGACUGGACCAAAAACUCAGCACACUAGUUUGGCUAUCUACAUCUUCAUGCGGGCUGCUGUACUAGCAGCACGUUGUGGUAUAAAGAGCAAGAGACUUGGAAAAAUUUGUAAACCUUUAACUUGGAAGCAUGGUGAUACAUUCCUUAUGUGUCUCUCAUCAUCACAAAUUUUGUCUGCUUAUAUUUUGAAGCAGGACAGCUUACCAUCAUCCUAUAAGUCAUUUCUCAACAAGCAUGGAGGAAAGGAUCUUGUUAUUCUGCAGGGCAUCAAAGAUAUAGCAAGCGGCAUGCCUUUCACCAAUUUGCUGGAGGUGGAGAAGUAUUAUAAGUCUGUUGGUGUUGACAUAAAACUAGACCCGAACAUGAAGGUGCCCUGUUCGAUUGUACACGGCAAUCAAUCCUGUACUGGCCAUGUUCUUUCUUUUCUUUUUCAAGCAUAUGGAAGAGCAUUGCCCGUAUAUGUUCCAGUGUACUUAAUUCCUGCACUGAUUGUUCAUCGUCAGGGCCUCUUGAAAAGGCCAUACACUAUACUUGGAAAGAGUCUUCUUGGAACUGCAAGAUCUAGCUUGUUUCUCUCUGCAUACUGUGCGUCAGCAUGGGCCUGGACAUGCUUACUUUUUAGGCUUCUUGAGAGAUGCAACAUACCCAUGGUUGCAAUGGGGACGUUCCUGACUGGCCUGGCACUGUUGAUUGAAAAGAAAAGCCGAAGAAUAGAGAUAUCUUUAUACUGUCUAGCGCGAGCUAUAGAGAGUUUCUUUACUUGCAUGGCCGAUGCUGGCCUUUGUCCUCAGGCUUCUAAAUUGAAGCGAUCCGAUGUUCUCGUGUUUAGCUUAGCUACAUCCAUAAUCAUGCACUGCUAUGCACAGGAAAGGGAUGUUUUCCGCUCGAAAUACCUAAAUGUGCUUGACUGGGUGUUUGGCAUUCCGCCACCAUGCGACAGCAAUGAACUCGAGAAAUGUCAAUGUUAACAGCAAUUUUGAA
Dioscorea cayenensis subsp. rotundata (Guinea yam) is the source of this 1654-nucleotide messenger RNA. Its product is annotated as transmembrane protein 135. The coding region runs from base 235 to 1641 and encodes 468 amino acids. The record is from RefSeq and is a predicted model, not a curated record. The transcript is spliced from 8 exons. Lineage: Eukaryota; Viridiplantae; Streptophyta; Magnoliopsida; Dioscoreales; Dioscoreaceae.